Molecule: messenger RNA, 2944 nt
Organism: Loxodonta africana (African savanna elephant)
Lineage: Eukaryota; Metazoa; Chordata; Mammalia; Proboscidea; Elephantidae
Gene: BACE1
Product: beta-secretase 1
Exons: 9
Coding region: 518-2026 (502 amino acids)
Biological process (GO): membrane protein ectodomain proteolysis; amyloid-beta metabolic process
Cellular component (GO): endosome; trans-Golgi network; plasma membrane
Molecular function (GO): aspartic-type endopeptidase activity
Source: RefSeq, a predicted model, not a curated record
CCCAGGAAAAAGCGAAAAGCCUUUGGCUUUGACAGCCGCCGCCACAAGUCUUUCCGCCUCCCCAGCCUGUAUGGGAGCUGGGAGCUGGAUUAUGGUGGCCUGAGCAGCAAACGCAGCCGCAGGAGCCCAGAGCCCACGGCCCCUUCCCAUCCCGCACAGCCCUCCAGGAGGACAAGGAAAGCUGCCGCUGUCGACCUGCCAUGCACACCCCUCCCAGCCCCCCGAGGGGCCUGAGCCACCCUCUCCUGGAUAGCUGCUGAGGCUGGACUCCACCGUCUAGAUGUAGCGGAGUCCGGAGAUCUGUCUCUCUCUUCUUUCUGUCUCUGCGGAUUUCUCCUGCCCGCUAGCCACAGCCUGGACCCGGGGGCUGGCUGAGGGACCUGCAGGCUCUGGAGUCCUGAUGCCCUAAAGCUCACUUUUUUGAGAAGCCCCCGCCACCAGCACCCAGAGUUGGGGGGAGGCAGCAGGGACCUACGUGGACCACGGAGAGCCCAGUGGGCCUGCAGGCCGGGCCACCAUGGCUCUAGUAGCCCUGUCCUGGCUCCUGCUGUGGGUGGGCUCCGGAGUGCUGCCUGCCCACUGCACUCCACACGGCAUUCGUCUGCCUCUGCGGAGUGGCCUAGGUGGGGCCCCCCUGGGGCUCCGGCUGCCCCGGGACACCGAUGAGGAACUGGAGGAUCCCAGCCGGAGAGGCAGCUUUGUGGAGAUGGUGGACAACCUAAGGGGCAAGUCAGGCCAGGGCUACUACGUGGAGAUGACGGUGGGCAGCCCCCCACAGACGCUCAACAUCCUGGUGGACACAGGCAGCAGUAACUUUGCAGUGGGGGCUGCCCCCCACCCGUUCCUGCAUCGUUACUACCAGAGACAGCUCUCCAGCACAUAUCGGGACCUCCGGAAGGGUGUGUAUGUGCCCUAUACCCAGGGCAAGUGGGAGGGGGAGCUGGGCACCGACCUGGUGAGCAUCCCCCAUGGCCCCAACGUCACCGUGCGCGCCAACAUCGCUGCCAUCACUGAAUCAGACAAGUUCUUCAUCAAUGGCUCCAACUGGGAGGGCAUCCUGGGGCUGGCCUAUGCAGAGAUUGCCAGGCCCGACGACUCCCUGGAGCCCUUCUUUGACUCUCUGGUAAAGCAGACCCACAUUCCCAACCUCUUCUCCCUGCAGCUCUGUGGUGCUGGCUUCCCUCUCAACCAGUCGGAGGUGCUGGCCUCUGUUGGAGGGAGCAUGAUCAUUGGGGGUAUCGACCACUCACUGUACACGGGCAGUCUCUGGUACACGCCCAUCCGGAGGGAGUGGUAUUAUGAGGUGAUCAUUGUACGGGUAGAGAUCAAUGGACAAGAUCUGAAAAUGGACUGCAAGGAGUACAACUAUGACAAGAGCAUCGUGGACAGUGGCACCACCAACCUUCGUUUGCCCAAGAAAGUGUUUGAAGCUGCGGUCAAAUCCAUCAAGGCAGCCUCCUCGACGGAGAAGUUCCCAGAUGGUUUCUGGCUAGGGGAGCAGCUGGUGUGCUGGCAAGCAGGCACCACCCCUUGGAAUAUUUUCCCCGUCAUCUCACUCUACCUAAUGGGUGAGGUCACCAAUCAGUCCUUCCGGAUCACUAUCCUCCCACAGCAAUACCUGCGGCCAGUGGAAGACGUGGCCACAUCGCAAGACGACUGUUAUAAGUUCGCCAUCUCCCAGUCAUCCACAGGCACUGUUAUGGGAGCUGUUAUCAUGGAGGGCUUCUAUGUUGUCUUUGAUCGGUCCCGAAAACGAAUUGGCUUUGCUGUCAGCGCUUGCCACGUGCACGACGAGUUCAGGACAGCAGCAGUAGAAGGCCCUUUUGUCACGCCAGACAUGGAAGACUGUGGCUACAACAUUCCACAGACAGAUGAAUCAACCCUCAUGACCAUAGCCUAUGUCAUGGCUGCCAUCUGCGCUCUCUUCAUGCUGCCCCUCUGCCUCAUGGUGUGUCAGUGGCGCUGUCUCCGCUGCCUGCGCCAUCAGCACGAUGACUUUGCUGACGACAUCUCCCUGCUGAAGUGAGGGGGUCCACGGGCAGAAGAUGGACAUUCCCCUGGACCACAUCUGGGUGGUUCACUUUGGUCACAAGUAGGAGACACUGAUGGCACCCGCAUCCACCCACCAAAUGCCUCUGCCUUGACAGAAAAGAAAGGUUGGCAAGGUGGGUUACGGGAAUUGCUCCCUCUGAGACAGGAGAGGGAAGAAAGACGUGCUCUGGUGGUAGGAAUACUCUUGAUCACCAUAAACUUGAGUUGGGAAAUUCUGCUGCUUAAAAUUUCAUCCCUGAAUCUUUGCCCAUGAUUCCUGUAGCGUCUCCAACCCAAAGUAUUCUUUUCUUAGUUCCAGGUACUGGCAUCACAUCCAGGUCACCCCAGCGUGUCUCUGUGGUAUCCUGGCAGAGAAAGGGCCAAUCCUGUCUCCCUGCUGGCCAAAGUCAGUAGGAGAGGGUGCACAGUUUGCUGUUUGCUUUAGAGUCUGUAUAAACAAGCCUAACAUUGGUGCAAAGGCUGCCUCUUGAAUUACACAGAACAUAAUUAGAUUGAAUAUUUGUACAAAUUGGGGAGGUCAGGAAGAGAAGGUGAGGGAUUACAAAGGCAGGGAAUAGUGGGGAUAGUUAGGAUCAAAGGCAGAAACGACCACUUGCCAGGUCCACUUUAGACCUCAUCUCCUAGAUAAAAGUCUUAGGAGUGUUGCAGCCCAGUGUUUUCUGUGGUUGCAGCCUGACCAAAAGUGAGAUAGGAAGAGGGCUGAUAUAGCCAAAGAGCACUUUUUAGCUCUUAAAUGAAAAGUGCCCACUAAGAAGUUCCAUAUAACAACUGAAUUUCUACCUUACUAAUUCCACUUGUCUUUACCUAAACCCUUUAUCCUACAUACAAUAGGUAGCACUGAAAUAUCCCAACCCUGUAAGCCCCAGGUGCCCUAUGGGAGAGCCAGUGGAAU